Messenger RNA from Copidosoma floridanum, 2333 nucleotides. RefSeq names its product inhibitor of growth family, member 3 (gene Ing3). Lineage: Eukaryota; Metazoa; Arthropoda; Insecta; Hymenoptera; Encyrtidae. The record is from RefSeq and is a predicted model, not a curated record. Gene Ontology annotation, cellular component: NuA4 histone acetyltransferase complex.
UUUGUGUCAUAUUUGUGCGAGUUUUUUUCUUCAACGACAGGCGUUUAAUUGUUUAUAUUUUAUCGUGUAAAUAGUGGACAACAAAUAAACCGAAAAUGUUAUACCUGGAGGACUAUAUUGAGCUAAUUGAAACACUCCCACAAAGACUGAGGGAUAGGUUUACUGACAUGAGAGAGCAAGACUUGUGUGUGCAAAAUGGUGUAGAUGAUAUAGACAAAAGGAUAAACACAUUCUUUGCUAAUGCCAAAAAAAUGAAAGCCAACGAAAGGGAAAAUGAGCACCAAGCGAUAAUGAAACAGUUUGACCUGACGUUGAAAUGUGCAGAUGAGAAGGUGUCCUUUGCCAAUGAAAUGUCUGAAUUGGUGAAACAAUAUCUCAAAAAAUUGGACCAAGAUAUUGCGACGUUUAAAAAAGAGCUAGAAGACGAUAACAAGGGCAUCACAGAUCUCUUGGAAAAGAGAUCUUUGGAGCUGGAUCAAAAGUCGAUAAACAGCAGUCAGAAAGAGAAUCGUUACAGUCUUUCAUCUAGUAGGUCGAGAGAUAAUCACAGUCACUCACGAGGCGAAAAAAGAAGAGAUUCAAAUGCCUCGUCCACAUCAGCAGAGAAACGACAAAUGUUGGAUAAGGUCCCGAGUGCACCUGUAACUUCAAAUGUUAACAAUGUACAAGAUACAAGGCCGAACUCAGCGAACUCGGGCCAAUUAAUGGGUCAGUCCGUCGUGAUGGCAAGUGGAACGACGACACCAUCCACUAGUUUAGCCAACUCAGUAGGUUCAGUUGGCUACACCCUAGGUCACAUAGGCGCGGGUGGUAAUGCCAUAGCGGCUGCUGCUUCACAGGCCAUCGCAGCCACCCAGCACAUGCAGCAAGGCAGACGGACGGCGAGUUUGAAAGCCAGUUACGAAGCUAUCAACACCGGAGGCGUCCACGCUGCUGAAUUCAGCCGAGAGUUAGCUGGCGCAGCUCAGACCGCCAUUGCUGCGAUUCAAGAAUCCUCAAAGAAAAAGAAAAAAAAGGUGAGCUCAGCAGUGCCAAACGCCAACGUGAUGACUCAACAACAAGUCCAGCAGCAACAGCAGCAACAGCAACAACAGGCACAUCAUCAUCAUCAUCAUCAAGUGCAACACCAACAGCAGACAAAUCAGCAGCACCAGCACCACCAGAUUGUUCAAUCAGCUCAAGCUUCAGCUAACGCCUUAGCUCAAGCUAAUAACACCAAAGUAACAGCGGCUGCUGCUGCUGCUGCUGCUGCUGCUGCAGCUGCAGCUGCAGCGUCUAUGGACCAAGUAUCAGUGGUUGCUGAUACAGACUGGCCAGUCGAUCCUAAUGAGCCUAGGUACUGUAUAUGCAACCAGGUGUCCUAUGGAGAUAUGGUCGCAUGUGACAACACAAAUUGUCCUUAUGAAUGGUUCCACUAUCCCUGUGUCAACAUCACUGCGCCACCGGAGGGCGAGUGGUUCUGUCCGCAAUGUGCUCCACUGAUGAAAAGAAAGAGCAAUCGAAAGAAUUAGACAACUUUACAUGUUUUCUUGUAAUUGCGACUAUAUUUCUUUCCCCGUUAUCCGUCGUUUGUGAUCCAACGCUUAUCGAAAGUCGUUCGAUUUUUUUUUUUUUUUUUUUCAUAGUUGCGUCUCGCAUGUUGUAGACGUUUCGAAGUCGUGCUCUAUUCUAAACUAAAGUUAGUUAACACUUAAUGAAUUUGAACAACGAAGGAAGGAUGGAUGCAGUUCAAAUCCUGUUAUACUGUACAGUAAGAUAUCAACGCGAUAAUAAAGGAAAAUACCUGUCUUCUUUUUUUUUUUUUUUUUUUUUUCUAAAUUUCUGUAAUGGUGUGGCAUCGUGCGCAAAUGUAUGCCGGUGAGUAAAUGAAAAAUAAUUAAACAAAAGAUUAACGCUUAUGUCUUGAACAUAAUAAAAAUUAAGGAUUAGGAAAUAAGAUAAUUGUACUUUACGCUUCUGUGGAGAGGAGGAAACUUAUUAUAGUGAGAUUUAUCGUGUAAAGUAACGUUAUAAGUCGUAAAAAAAAAUAGUUCGUUGACGAAAGAAUUUAAUAUUUUGAAACCGUGUGUAAGAUAAUAAAAACUGAUGGUAUCAGCAAUACUUUUGUAUUGUUCCCUAUAGUGUUGCUUGUAUAAAAUGUUGUUUUAAACUACCGAUUUGUUGGAGGUCCAAUAGGACCUAUUAAACAUUAGGCAUAAGCGAGACUUUAAAUUAUUUGUAUUAUCAAAAUCUUAUUGUUAAGUUCAAUUUUUAACAAACAAAAUACCAGUGGCAAAAUUUAUCAUGAACAAUUCAUCAUUAAUGUUGUAAACCAAACUACUAGAUUUAUUUAA